AUGAAGCCUAAUAUUAUCGAAAUAAAUCAUAAAGAUCAAUAUAAUUUUGAUGAAAAUUCAAUCCAAGAUUUUUUUACUGGAUCAAUAAUAUUUAUUACUGGAUCAACUGGUUUUUUGGGUAAAGCAUUGCUUGAAAAACUUUUACGAUCUUGUAAAAAAAUUUCAAUAAUUUACAUACUUUUGAGAUCAAAAAAUGGUCAAACAAUUCAACAAAGACUUGAAAAACUCAUGGAUAAUUUAAUAUUUGAUAGAAUUAAAUUUGAGUAUCCAGAUUGUUUUACAAAAGUAAUUCCAAUAAAUGGUGACAUUAGCCAAGUAAAACUUGGUCUCAGUGAAAAUGAUUAUUGUCUUUUAUUUGAAAAAGUAAAUAUUGUAUUUCAUUGUGCUGCAACAGUGGGUUUUAAUGAGCCUUUUAAAACAGCUAUAAAUCAAAAUGUUGGAGGAACUAAACAAGUCAUUGAUCUUUGUUUAAAAAUGUUUAAUUUAAAAAGUUUUGUUUAUGUCAGUACAGCAUAUACUAAUAAAUUACAAGAUAAACAUCCAAAUACUUAUACAUUAACGAAAAAUUUUGCUGAAAAUUUAAUUAAUAAUUAUAAAGAUAAAUUGCCAAUUGCAAUUGUACGACCAAGUAUAAUAUCUGGUGCUGUACAAGAACCAUUUCCUGGAUGGGUUGAUAAUUUUAUUGGAGCAACUGGAGUUAUGGCACAAGUUGGAGUUGGACUUGCUAAAAGUAUAUUUGGUGAAGAAAAUAAAAUUGUUGAUCUUAUUCCAAUUGACAUUGUUGUUAAUACACUUAUUUGUGCUUCUUGGAAUAAUAUUAUUCAACCAUCAAAUAAAAUUCAAGUAUAUAAUUGUGUUAGUGGACCAUUCAAUCCUUUGAGGUAA
This is a messenger RNA of Aphidius gifuensis, 885 nucleotides long. Its product is annotated as fatty acyl-CoA reductase 1-like. The coding region runs from base 1 to 885 and encodes 294 amino acids. Gene Ontology annotation, cellular component: peroxisome. NCBI's taxonomy places the organism in Eukaryota, Metazoa, Arthropoda, Insecta, Hymenoptera, Braconidae. Gene Ontology annotation, molecular function: alcohol-forming very long-chain fatty acyl-CoA reductase (NADP+) activity. The record is from RefSeq and is a predicted model, not a curated record. Gene Ontology annotation, biological process: long-chain fatty-acyl-CoA metabolic process. The transcript has 3 exons.